AUGGAUAACAAGGCUGCAGUUGGAUCUCAUGAAGUAAGUAGACCGUAUUUUCUUCUAACUAAAAUGAUGUUCAUCCCAUGCCAUUCUUUAUUAGAAGUAUAUAUAUCUACGCUGACGUCACUUGGUACAGAGAUUGCCCAAAACCGUAAGGAAUAUGCAAUUCAGCUUUGUCCCCUGUUGCAGGCACGACCAAGUAUGCUCAAUGACCGCCUCUAUUUCCGUCUGAUAGUGCUAUGCGUUGAGCUUUGGCUGGUUACUAGUAGUUCUGCUGCUCAUCCAAGUGAACCUGAAUAUCGAAGCAAACACUACUUCAAGCAGCAAGCAUACAUAAUGUACUUACAUACCGUCAGAACCCCCACAAACGACAACGUCGAGCAGCAGCAGAAACAACAAAAGAGGAGAUG
This is a messenger RNA of Paraglomus brasilianum, 404 nucleotides long. Lineage: Eukaryota; Fungi; Glomeromycota; Glomeromycetes; Paraglomerales; Paraglomeraceae. The record is from the annotation of a GenBank genome assembly.